This is a messenger RNA of Metopolophium dirhodum (rose-grain aphid), 1872 nucleotides long. RefSeq lists its product as uncharacterized. Bases 1 to 1872 code for a protein of 623 amino acids. Lineage: Eukaryota; Metazoa; Arthropoda; Insecta; Hemiptera; Aphididae. The record is from RefSeq and is a predicted model, not a curated record. The transcript is spliced from 3 exons.
AUGGAAUAUCAAUUAAUUCCAAUACCAGGCGAUGGAAAUUGUUUAUUUCGUUCCGUGUCACAUUUAAUAUUCGGCACGCAAGAAGAACAUCGAAAUAUUCGAUUAAGAGUGGUUAACUUGAUGUUGAUGAGCCUAGAUGGCGAGUAUGCUGGUCACGUCGAACUUGAAUGCAUUAGUCGAUUUUAUUCAAAUCAUACAUUUCGUGUGUAUAGAUCUAAUGAUCUUAAUGAAUUUGUAGAUUAUGGUUCUGGUGUUACAAUGGGUAAUUUAUUUUUUUCUGGCAAUGGUGACGCAGGACAUUAUAGUGUUUUAGUUUUUGGUAAUAAUAUGAAUAUUCAAAAUUCAUUUAUCCUACCUAAAGAAAUAACUGCAAACACUAAUAGUAAGCGUAAAACACAUUCAUUAACUGGUAGACGAGAAAGAAAAAAAUAUAAAGAAACCAGGAAUCACAGUUCACCGAAAUUGUUGUUGAUAACAAUUACUCAGGUCUUAUUGUGGAACUUAAUAUUUUGUCAAUCUAAGAGUGUUGAAUUAAAUAAGGAUAGUGAAUUAUUAUGCGAUCGAGUACGGUACUCAACAUAUAAAUGUGAUUGUUUGAAAAACAGACCGCCGGUUGUUGAUCAUAAUAACUAUGAACCUUUAACUGGUUUAUAUGGAGUCGAUAAUUUUGAAAAUCUGGGCUUAGCUAAGGAUUCGAGUAAACCAUCAUAUCCCGUAAAAAGGCAUGCUAUCUUACGAUGCCAUAACCGUCCUGCACUGGAAAAUAACAAACCUUACAAACCAAACCUGAUAACAAGUGAAUGGAAAAUGAAGUCUACACCUGUCGACAACGCAUAUGGUGAUUUAAUGGUUAAAAAAUCAAAAGUUGUAGGUCUAAAGAAAAUUGAAAUUAAUUCACAGAAAAUGAAUCAUGAACCGUUACAUCGUACACUACCACUUUUACAGAAAGGAAAUCUUGUUAGUGAAAAUCCAAAACACUCACUACUUCCAAUAAAUUUACAAGAUAAGGCAAACCAAAUUAAAUCAUUAACUUUUACACCACAACAUAGGUUAGACGAAAUAAUAUCAGAUAAAUUAGUCGAUGAAACUCUACAUAACAAACCAACCCAGCCGUCACUGACUCUUCCAUUACCUUACAAAUCUAUUAAGUAUCCCGUAAAUAACCAAUUAAUACAGCCAACUGAAAUACAUAAUAAUAUUGAUACAGCAGGGUUGAUAACAGAUAGCGACAAACAGAGUAACCCGUUAAAGCUGUCUCAACUUUUACCACAUAUACCAAAUAACCAGAACGAUUUGAAAAACAAACCAUUUUCGACCUUUUCAUCAGUUCAAUUUAACCAGCCGAAACCCGUAGACAUAUUAUUGCGUGACAGAUCACCUUCUCAGUUAAUACAAACUCCUGCCAUCAAACCGAUACAUCUACCGAUUAUUGUGCAAAAAGAAGUAUCUCUAUCAGUAAACGAACGACCACAAGCCAAUAUUGAUUCGUCAUCACAAUAUCCUAAAAUAAUCAAAAACGGCAUUGCUGAAUCAACAUCUCAACCAAUCGUAAUAUCCUUGUCACAUAAUAAACAAGAGGAAUCAAUUGAUUUUCCACCCUCAAAGUCUAUAAAGUCUUCUGACACAGAAACAGUAAAUAAACCGAUUACAAUUAUUGAAAAAAAAGUUUCAAUAUAUUAUCCACAUCAAAAACCUCAGGAUUCAAUAGACUUGUCACCACCUAAACAAUUUAUGAAGAUUUCUAACCCAGAAACGGAACAUAAACCGAUUAAAAUCGAAAAAAAAGAAAUUUCUAUAUCAGCACCAAAUGAACAAAAACAACCGAUUAUUGAUUUACCACCACAAGCACCACAACUUAUAAAAACUACUUAG